GUGGCAUCCGCCAAGCGUCGCGAGGAUGGGUGCCGCCGAGACGUCGAUCUGCAUUUCCGUGCUGUGCUUAUACGUCCUCAGGGCUACACCACCACCACGUGCUUCCAAUCGUAUGGCUUACGCGAAAGAACCUUCCUUGGAGAUUAUGCCAAGCGGGGAUACACAGACGAGGCCAAUCGGCUCCAGCAUCAUCCUGACGUGCAAACCGAAAGUCGACGACACCAAGCUGAUCAAGGACAUGCAAUGGAUCGACCCCCAGGAUCACGUGAUCGAAUCACUCAAACUCGUCGUUUUACCGAUGGAAAGCACCCCGGGUCAUUCGCAGCCACCGAUGUACACGGAAUUGCUCCAGGACAAUAGUUUGUCUUUGUUCUUCAACUCUCUGCAAGAACAACAGGCUGGGAAAUACACGUGCAAGGCCACUUACGCGAAUUCGAUUCAGCUGGAGAAGUCUGUGACGAUCGAUACCAUAGUUGCGAUCACUUGGGACAAUGCACCGCCCAAUCAAUAUCCUAUUCUGGGAGAAGACUACGCUAUUCAGUGUAAAGUGCGGGCAAGGCCUUCACCCUCGGUCGACUGGCUGUACAACGGCGAAUUAAUUAAGACGAACGACCACUACAUUAUAGACACGUAUGCUCUGAAGAUCAAGAACGUUCAAGAAUCCGACGACGGUAUCUACACUUGCCGUGCUUACGUAUUGACCACUGGAGAGCUGAGGGAACGACCUAUUCGCGUCGAGGUCCACAUACGGCCGACGGUGGAGGAGUUCCCCGCCCCGGUGGAUGUGAUCGAAGGGGAAGACGCAAGCAUACGAUGCAAAGCUCAUGGCAAACCGCCGCCAAAAUUCACUUGGGUGAAAUCGCUCACGCACCAGAAUCUUUCGAACGCCAAUCGCUUUGGAGUGGACUCUGAUACGGGAAUAUUAACCAUCACGAACGUGAAUCGCGAAGAUGCAGGGGAGUAUCAAUGCACGGCGAUAAAUUUAGCCGGUGAAGCGAACACGAAUAUCAGAGUGAACGUGAUCGUGAAGCCAAAGAUCAUGGAGUUCUUGAACAGUACCGUGGUACAGGAUAACGAGGCGAAUCUUGUCUGCAAGGCCUUUGGCAAACCUCCACCCCAAGUCACCUUUAGGAAGCUGACCGAUGAGAAACCGUACGUGAAAGGGACGCAACUAGACGACGAUAGAAUCAUGCUAACGAACAGUGCCGAUGACACGAACGGCGAAACGAUCGGUACAUUAACGAUCAAUAAAUCGCUCAGAUCAAACGAUGGACUCUAUGAAUGUAUCGCCGAGAACGCAGGAGGCGAAGCGCGUAGAAACGGUCAUUUAACUGUCGAAUUUCCGCCAUCGUUUGCUUCCAUGCAGAAUACAAGCUCUUGGUCGUGGGAGCAGAGACCUGUGAACAUCAGUUGCAUCGCCGAGAGCAUACCGAACGCUACCAUUCGCUGGACCAUGUACGGUGAUCAGAAAAUCGACAAUGACAACAUGAUCAAGCAGCUGGGCAACGGUCCUCUGUCUACCCUGAUGAUUGUCCCGCUGGACAAGCGGUAUUACACCACUUACAAGUGCAUCGCGUCUAACAAGCAUGGCACGCGGGAACGCAAUAUCGAAUUGAGAGAGGCCACGAAGCCGGCAGAAGUGUUGCAGGCGAAAAUGUCUGAAAUUACCGCCACUACGAUUAAAUUCGAUCUCGUGCUACCUAGCAGCAAUCCUGAACUCCCUGCGAAGAUGAUUACCGUGCAGUAUAAGGAGGAUGGGCAGACCUGGAUGAUGGCGAAAAACAAAACGUGGUCUACUAAUUCAUCCUACGUCCUGGAAGAUCUGAAACCACAGACUUCGUACGAGUUCCGAUUCGCAGCUAGAAACGUGGUCGGCCUUGGUAACUGGGGAGCGUACCAUCGCGAAAUUACGCCCGGAAGGACGUUCCCGAACGAACCAAAGAUAAUGAUGCCUAGCGCAGAGUACGAUGUGUCCAGGUUCAACAAUCAAUACGAGCUAACUUGGUUGGCGCCAGCCGAUAACGGCGAGCCGAUUGACAUGUACCAGAUCAAAUACUGUCAAAUAAAACGCGUUUCUGGCGAAUGGGAGGUGUUGGAGAAUACCUGUCGAACAGAAGACAUCAAGACACAAGGAAGGCUGAAACACUGGAUCAAGAACCUAUACUCCGACACGUUCUACAAAGUGGAGCUGAAGGCGCACAACAUAAUGGGUUUCAGUAAGCCAGGCUCUGGGAAGUUUAAGACCGCCAGAGGUAUAGACACAACUGUGGUUCAUCAUCAAGGACCUCUGAUAUCAAGCGCAGCCAUAAUUGGUAUCGUCAUCGCGGUACUAUUCAUUAUUAUUAUCGUGAUCGACGUGAUCUGCUGUUGCGCGCAUAAGACAGGAAUCAUAUAUUACGUGUGUGAACGUUCCCGCCGAAAGCCAGUAGACGAAGAGGACGCGAAACUUGGCAGUCUUUACGGUUGGCGGUUUCCAUUGCCGUAUUGCGACCAAAAAAUGGCCAAUGUCGCCGGGGUCACGGCCAUCCAAGACUCGGGUAGUGGAAAAAAUACCAUUAAAUUGGUCAAACAUACUGCCAUAGACGAGAAGGAACCACUGAAGGAAGAGAAGAAAAUCACACCGAUCAUCGACUCGGGUCUUCGCCGGGAGACAUCUAUCACGUUUGACGGCAAAAGAUCCGUCUCAAAAACUGGUUUCGUCGGCAAGGAUUCAGCGGUCUAGAUAUUCUUCCGGCGUACUAGAUUGUAAAUCAACCAUGGAAACACCAUUUCUGGCCGAAGUGUUCUCGAACGAUACGAAAAACAACAGAUAAGCCCGUACAUCCCGAAACGUACACGUAGGAAACAGAGUUUCGCGGUUGCUAAGAAUCUUCUCCUUUGACGAAUUCGAAUUUCAAAACGAUUCGCGACUCUACUCGGGAUUUGCGCGGGAACGUGGAGCAACGAGACGUGUUCAGAAUGACACCUCGGUUUCCGUUUCUUAGAUGAGACACGACGCGCCAUCUCACCGCGAUCAAAUAAUACAAAAUCGUAUUCGUCUGCUUCAUUCGCGGAAUUUUCAAAGAUCGAUGCGAUAAAUUCGCUCGUACAUUCUCGUCCGCCCUUCCUUCUGGAAGGUAGGACAAAAAGAUUGUAGCAUUUAUUCGUAAGUCUGCACGUUACCGAUUUUUCUCGAUACAAAAUUCAUCUACAUGAUUUUUCAUCAGUCGCGAUAGUUCUGUGUGUAUAAGAAAAAUAUAUCUCACUUUCUCCCCUUCCUCGCCAAUGUAGUCACCAAAGCGUAUGAAAAAUAAUUGUAAUUUACGAUCUAUGGUAAAGUACGAAACGUAUUGUAAUCCAAGAUCAUAUUGGGGAAAAGAGGAAAUUAUCGAUAUAAUGUAACUUAGCGAAUAUUGCAAGAAGGAGGAGGUAGAUAGAUCGCUUAAACGAGAAGAAAGCAUGUACAAAAUUAAUCGCGAAAUUGGUAGAAGUUGGUCGAUAAUUAGUGAUCAUUGCUUCGAGGCACCCUCUAGAUACUCGCAGUCUAGUACGCUGGGUAGUACUGUGUUAUCGUGUGCACAGCACGAAACUAAAAAAGAAGGAACGGUUUACCUAUUCUAUAUCGUUUCUUCUACGUUAAUAGAAGGAACAUGGUGUAACAAUUAUUAUAGAAAUAAGAAACUGAAGUUUUAAGAAGUUUUGCGAACGAAGUAGAAACGGACGGAAUAGGUUACGUCUCUCUCUCUCUCUCUCUCUCUCUCUCUCAGUCUCAACGAGGUUCAGUAUUCUAUAAGAACCUCUGGUCUGUGUAUAUAUACUUUUAAAAUUUAUCAUAUUUCCUCGACAUGUUCCAUUCAUGUAUGUUUUUCGACUAGAAGUCGUAUUAUAUGUUCCAGAUUCACAAACACAGAUAUGCUGCAUCUUAUUCAGCACGAUUCUAAACGACGAAUUAUCAAUUUCGUGGUUAUAUGACUUGAUUUCAAAGACUGAUUCCUUUAAGCGCGUAACCUUAUGAAAACGAAUCAUACCGAUUAUUAGUGACGAUCAAAUAAUUCAGGCUAAUAAACGGUUUAAAAUUUUGUUUCGUCGUUUACGUAUCUUUUGACAAGAUUUACCGCCACGUGUUUCCUCUAGCCAUGAACAAACUUUUACAAAAAUAUUUCUGCCGCUCGACUUUUGAGUAUGAUUAUAUGUAUUCUUGCCGUGACAACCAACAUGACUGAUGUAUUAGUUAGGAGCCGUACGUUUAUUCGGUUAAUUAAUACGUAGUUAUGUUUUUUACUUCAAAGUGAACAUCAUUUGCGUGAAAUAUUGUUUCCUUUAUUCGCGUCCUAAUUUAUCGUGAUAGUUUUUGUCAUUUAUAUCUCACAAUGUAAAGAUUAUAUCGUCGAGGCAUCGCGUGCAAGAGCAGCCUUAGUGUCUCUGUCAUUUUUACAUCCUUUUUUUCGUUAUUAGUAUUUUAUGUAUCCUAUGUAGUUACCCUGUAUGUAAGAAAGUAAUCUAACCGAGAACUGGUUAGCUUCCGCGAUGAAAUUGUAAUCGAUAAGAUUAUGUAUCAUCACGAUCGGAUUAUUGAUACAGUUAGAGAACAGUAUACUUAAAAAGCUGUAAAAUACGAAAAUUAAAAGAAAUGUUACCGAAAGAAGUCGUGUUCGAUAUGUCGACCGCGAUGGCAUUUUAAUAAGUCCCAAAUGUAUCUUUCGACAAUUAAGUCUCUCUACUGUGUAUGUAUAGUGUAAUCGAAGCAGCGAUAUCUUCGAUUCGGCUAAGUAAACUUUUCUCCUUUUGAGCACUAAAUUAAUACUUGACAUUUGUAACAGGGAUUCGAAUCUUUUUGUUUCAGAAAAAAGAACAAUCGAAAGCUGCCAUAUACAUUAUAUAUUAUUAUAUUCGAUAAUAUUAAAAUAAUGCCGAUUUUUUCCUAAUGUGUAAGAUGGCUUUUCAAGAAAACGCAGUUAAAAUGUGAUAAGUUUUUGUAAAUGCUUGUAAACGUUUUUCCUAAUCUUUAAGAAAAUAUUGGAAAUAAGUUUAGGAGGGUUCGCUAAGUUUAGAAUGUUGUAUGUGAAGUUGGAAGGUGUGUUCGCAAAAAAAAAGAAGAAAAAGUAAACUGAAAAAAAUAAUCGAUGUGUGUAUAUUUAUUUAAGAUAAUUGUACCUCUACCUAAAGAAAAAGAAAUUAAAAGGUCAUCGUUCCCUUACCUGCGAACACACUUUCUGCAGGGUAGCUUUUUUACGUACCGUAAACAGAGUUUUGCCAAAUAUAUAGUACUUAUUAGCUUAUAAGUCAACGAGUACACAUUAUAGGUACACAAGGAAUAUAUAUUACAUCGGAAAAAAGAAGGGGAAAAAAAAUAGUGGAUUGUUCAUUGUAAUUGUCACGCAGUAUUUUCGAGCCUUCAUCGAGUCAAGAAUCGAUGAUUCGAUGAGGAGGAAAAGACACGUUUAUCUAGCUAUUUUAUAUUCGUUGCCAAAAUCCGUAACCCAAGUAGCUUCCCACAAAAAGUAUUACUGCGCAUCUUCCAUUUUAAAGAAUAUUAUUACGAAACAUUAUUAAAAUUCGUAGGUUAAGGCAUAUUUUUUAUGUAUGCUUUUUCUGUACGCGUCAAGGAAACGUACUCGACUAAUAAAGGAUAAAGAACAUUU
Messenger RNA from Bombus impatiens (common eastern bumble bee), 5621 nucleotides. RefSeq names its product fasciclin-2 (gene Fas2). Gene Ontology annotation, cellular component: plasma membrane; axon. Gene Ontology annotation, biological process: homophilic cell-cell adhesion; dendrite self-avoidance; axon guidance. The record is from RefSeq and is a predicted model, not a curated record. The transcript is spliced from 11 exons. The coding region runs from base 26 to 2722 and encodes 898 amino acids. Gene Ontology annotation, molecular function: cell-cell adhesion mediator activity. NCBI's taxonomy places the organism in Eukaryota, Metazoa, Arthropoda, Insecta, Hymenoptera, Apidae.